Messenger RNA from Echinops telfairi (small Madagascar hedgehog), 3358 nucleotides. RefSeq names its product synapsin III (gene SYN3). Bases 125 to 1852 code for a protein of 575 amino acids. Gene Ontology annotation, biological process: neurotransmitter secretion. Gene Ontology annotation, molecular function: ATP binding. Lineage: Eukaryota; Metazoa; Chordata; Mammalia; Afrosoricida; Tenrecidae. The record is from RefSeq and is a predicted model, not a curated record. Gene Ontology annotation, cellular component: synaptic vesicle; synaptic vesicle membrane. The transcript is spliced from 13 exons.
GGUGGUCCGAGAUCUCCGUGUCUCUUCAGGCCCCGGGUCCUCUCAGCCCCUUUCUCUGGCGGCCUGCGCUCAGGGCCCCACCAGACAGCAACUGGGGAGGAACCAGCCAUCGCCACGCACAGCCAUGAAUUUCCUCCGGAGGCGCUUGUCCGACAGCAGCUUCGUGGCCAACCUGCCCAACGGCUACAUGGCCGACCUGCAGCGCCCAGACAGCUCCACCAGCUCCCCUGCCUCCCCGGCCAUGGAGAGGAGAGCCCAGCCCCUGGCCGCCUCCUUCUCCUCCCCAGGAUCCAGCCUCUUCAGCUCCUUCUCCAGUGCCGUGAAGCCCACCCCACAGGCCCCCUUGGGACUGAUGGAGCCGCCAGCUCCUGCCACACCUGUGGUGCAAAGGCCCCGGGUCCUCCUGGUGAUUGAUGAUGCCCACACCGACUGGGCCAAGUAUUUUCAUGGGAAGAAGGUGAAUGGAGAGGUUGAGAUCCGAGUGGAACAGGCUGAAUUCUCAGAGCUGAACCUGGCUGCCUAUGUGACCGGGGGCUGUAUGGUGGACAUGCAGGUCAUGAGAAAUGGAACCAAGACUGUGAGGUCAUUCAAGCCCGAUUUCAUCCUGGUGCGCCAGCACGCCUACAGCAUGGCCCUGGGCGAAGACUACCGCAGCCUGGUCAUCGGCCUCCAGUAUGGAGGGCUGCCUGCUGUCAACUCCCUCUACUCCGUCUACAACUUCUGCAGCAAGCCCUGGGUGUUCUCACAGCUCAUCAAGAUCUUCCAUGCCCUGGGGCCCGAGAAGUUCCCGCUGGUGGAGCAAACGUUCUUCCCCAAUCACAAGCCAAUGCUCACAGCCCCACACUUCCCCGUGGUGAUCAAGCUGGGCCAUGCCCACGCUGGAAUGGGAAAGAUCAAGGUGGAAAACCAGCAUGACUACCAGGACAUCACCAGCGUGGUCGCCAUGGCCCAAACCUACGCCACCACUGAGGCCUUCAUUGACUCCAAGUACGACGUCCGCAUCCAGAAAAUCGGCUGCAACUACAAGGCUUACAUGAGGACGUCCAUCUCUGGGAACUGGAAGGCCAACACAGGUUCUGCCAUGCUGGAGCAGGUGGCCAUGACUGAAAGGUACAAGCUGUGGGUGGACAGCUGCUCAGAAAUGUUCGGUGGCCUGGACAUCUGCGCCGUCAAAGCUGUCCACAGCAAGGAUGGCAGGGAUUACAUCAUUGAGGUGAUGGACAGCUCGAUGCCCCUGAUUGGGGAGCAUGUGGAAGAGGACAAACAGCUGAUGGCCGACCUGGUGGUCUCCAGAAUGAGCCAACUCCUGGUGCCGGGGGGCACCAUGCCCUCGCCCCUGAGACCUUGGGCUCCUCAGAUGAAACCAGCAAAAUCCCCAGGACAAGCUCAGCUGGGGCCUCCGCUUGGACAGCCCCAGCCGCGCCCACCCACCCAAGGAGGGCCUCGCCAAGCUCAGUCUUCUCAGCCCCCAAGAUCUGGAAGCCCCUCCCAACAGAGACUCUCCCCGCAAGGCCAGCAGCCUCUGAGUCCCCAGUCUGGGUCUCCACAGCAGCAGAGGUCACCAGGCUCCCCACAGCUGUCCCGGGCUGGUAGCUGCUCACCAAACCAGGUCUCCAAACCAGGCCUGAGCGCUCAGCCCCGGCCCCCCGUGCAGGGCCGCAGCAGCUCCCAACAGGGCGAAGAGCCCAAGAAGUCAGCACCGCCCCACCCCCAUCUCAACAAAUCCCAGUCCCUGACGAACAGCCUCAGCACGUCGGACGCAUCCCAGCGAGGGGCCCCGAGCGAAGACGAGGCCAAGGCUGAAACCAUCCGAAACCUGAGGAAGUCCUUCGCCAGCCUCUUCUCUGACUAAGCCCAUGCAGGUCCCUCACCUGCCUCACCUGCUUCUCAGCCUUGGCUCCUGGCGGGAACAGAAUGGAGGGCCUGAGAACAUACUUUCUAAAUGCCUUUGAUCCAGGAACUGAUCCGCUCUGUGUUUUCUCAUUCUAACUUUCCCAGGACAUCCCAGCCUUGUCACACUGAGGAGUGGGCCUUUGAGAGUCUCUAGAUUCCUCCAGGUGGGACUUAAAGACAAGCCUCCCAGCCCUCUGCCCGCCAUGCUUGCCUCCUCUCUGGCUCCGUAACCAAGUGAGAUGUCCCUUUACGGCUAGUUUUCACAUGUCUUGUUCGUGUUUUGCUUGCCUUUUGAGCAAAGGCUCCUUCUAGGCCCGCCCCCCCAACCCACACCCCCAGCAAAUUCAGACACAAAGUUGGACCUCAGCAAUCUACGAGGCAAGACUCUUUGGGCAGUAUUUUGCAAACUAAAGGAGAAAAGUUCAGCCAAGGAAACCUACCAACCCCUCACCCCCAUAUGUUUGUUCCAUCCUGAGCUGCAGACCGUGCAGCCAAAGGUCCCUGCCCACCUGGCCUCCAGUGGGAACUGGAGGGCAGGAAGGAAAUCAGACCUUUGGUGACAAGGGGAGCCUUCUGGAUCCCAGGGGAAACCCUGCACCGCAGCUCCCAUCCAGAGUGUGGUCCCAACUUGGACAGCCGAGAGCCAACCACAGGGUCUUUAAGGGACUGUCACCAAUUCUCAGAGGAGCAAGAGAUCCUGAUCCCCAAGGAAGGAGUUCGGUGGGCUUCUCCACACAGUCUGUGUGGCACCACAGACUGGCCAUCCCGACUACCCAGCAGAAAUCUCUUCCUCCAAGACGUUUGAGGAAGCGGAGGGCAGCAGCCGCCCAACAGCUCUGGAACGGCCAGCAUCAGGACAGCCGCUGGGAGGCCGGCACUUCACAGGCUGUGUCCAGCGAGACAUGACUGGUUCUCCCCCGAAUAGACUGUGUCCACACGAAUAGUGCACACGUUCACAUAACAUGCUCAGCGCACACAGGGACGUGUGGGGAGCUUGCGUGGUUUGCAAAAGCAUAGAACGUACGUGUUAUUUGCGUGGACAACCCAACAACGUGGUAAGAGGUUCCUAUUUCAUGAAAGGUACAUGGUCAGCUAUGUCUAGGAAGCCCUGUCUCUAUUCAGUUUUCGUAGGUUCGUAGUACACACCCCGUGUCAAAAGCACUCGGAAUCUAUGCAGUCAAGAAACCAGGUUUAACUUCAUUCAACCCGCACUAAUUUGACUAAACCAGUUCACUGUAGAGCUGGGAGAAGUCAUGUUGACCCCCUCUCCAAUGCUCUUUCCUUCACCUGACGGCCAGGUAGACAGCCUACAUCAACAGAUGGGCUGGGGCUGGAGGAGGGUCUGAAGCCACAAGCACCUGGUGCUAGAAACCCUGUAGGUGCCAGGCCAGCCUCUGGGUUCCCAACAGGACCCAGGAGAUUAGAGAUAGCCAUGCUGUCUGCCGACAGCCUACUUUGAGACUUG